UUUGUUUGUUGUUGAUUAGUUAAUUUUAGGAGACGGUAUAUGUAGGAAGUGUAUAUAUAUUUAUAUUAUUAAUAUACGUACAUAGAUGAGUAUACUUAAUAGCUAAUAAAUCUAAUAAACAAAACAAGGCACCUGUUAAUACGGUGCUGCUGCGACUAAAGAACUCGAGAAAAAAGUAAAAUUUUAUUUCUUAUAUAUUAUCAAAUCAAUUGUAUUAGGUAACCAUGGAGUCCUUUGAUGAUGUUCAGGAAGCCGUUGUAAAAUAUCUGGAUAGAGGAAUUGUUUUAGUUAUUGCCGAUUUGUUGAGUUUAAUAACUGUAUCGUCAUGUCUGUUUAUAAAAGUCCCACAAAUAAAUACCAUACGUGAAAAUAAAUCUUCGAAAGGCAUAAGUAUUCUUGGCCUAUGUCUCGAACUUUUCAGCUACACAGUUAUGAUGUCCUACAACUAUACAAAUCGUUAUGAAUUUUUAUCCUACAUGGAAUAUCCAAUUUUGUUGUUGCAAGAAUACGUUCUGAUAUACUUUGCUUUCAAAUAUCAAAAUUUACUUGGACUUCGUACAAAAGUUGUUGCUGUUCUAUAUGUCAUCGUUGCUGUGUUAAUCUAUUUGCGGCUGUUCCCAUUGGUCAUUUUACAAUUUUUGGUGCCCUUCUGCACCCCCAUUGGAGCAACGAGUAAAGUUCUACAAUUGAUUGCCAUCUUACGCACAAAAGAUGCCAGCUCUGUAAGCCGCACCACAUGGGCUUUAUCUGCCUUCACAAACAUGACUCGCAUCUAUACUGUCUAUGUGCAAUCUCAUGAUUGGAUGUUGCUAUCGAAUUUCCUGAUAUCAACAUUUUUAAGUUCAUCGGUAUUUGUGGCCGCAUGUGUUUACAAAAAGAAAACCAAAAAAGAAUAGAAAUGCUAAUGCUAAUGCACAACGAACUAAAUUGGGCCAUUUUAAUUAACGUUUACAAAAAAGUUUUGUAUAACAAUUUUAGUUUAAUGUUUUUCCUUUUAAUGAGAUUAUUUUUUGGUUUUGUUUUAUAUUAUAUUUAUUAACAUAUGAAUGUUAAAAUUUGACACCUAUAUUUGUUUUGUUGUAACGAAGUAUAUAUUCAUUGUAAUUAUGACAAGCAAAAUUUUCCUUAAAAUAAAAAUGUUUUUUAAUCAUAUCA
Messenger RNA from Musca domestica (house fly), 1155 nucleotides. Its product is annotated as solute carrier family 66 member 3. The record is from RefSeq and is a predicted model, not a curated record. Lineage: Eukaryota; Metazoa; Arthropoda; Insecta; Diptera; Muscidae. Bases 225 to 896 code for a protein of 223 amino acids. The transcript has 5 exons.